Tinamus guttatus (white-throated tinamou) is the source of this 1174-nucleotide messenger RNA. The record is from RefSeq and is a predicted model, not a curated record. NCBI's taxonomy places the organism in Eukaryota, Metazoa, Chordata, Aves, Tinamiformes, Tinamidae.
GUUUCUUUGCAGAUGCUCCGCUGUCUCUGCAGAGCCCUCGCUGCUUCGCUCUCGGGCCCAUGUGAGACGGCGGGAAGAUCAUGACCGAGGUCCUCCUCUCGGCUGCCCUCAAUGGAACUGAGCCCAGCCUGCUCUCCGGCAGCGCCUGGGCAGGAAAUGCCACCACCAAGUGCUCCCUCACCAAAACCGGCUUCCAGUUCUACUACCUGCCCACCGUCUACAUCCUCGUCUUCAUCACGGGGUUCCUGGGCAACAGCGUGGCCAUCUGGAUGUUCCUCUUCCACAUGCGGCCUUGGAGUGGCAUCUCCGUCUACAUGUUCAACCUGGCGCUGGCCGACUUCCUGUACGUCUUGACUCUGCCCGCUCUCAUCUUCUACUACUUCAACAAAACAGACUGGAUCUUUGGAGACGUCAUGUGCAAGCUGCAGAGGUUCAUCUUCCACGUGAACCUCUAUGGCAGCAUCCUGUUCCUGGCGUGCAUCAGCGUGCACAGGUACACAGGGGUGGUGCACCCCCUCAAGUCGCUGGGCCGGCUGAAGAAGAAGAACGCCGUUUACAUCAGCGCCCUGGUGUGGGUCAUCGUCGCGGCCGUCAUCUCCCCCAUUCUCUUCUACUCGGGGACAGGGAUACGGAAGAAUAAAACCAUCACGUGCUACGAUACCACUGCCGACGACUACCUGCGGAGCUACUUCGUCUACAGCAUGUGCACCACGGUGUUCAUGUUCUGCAUCCCCUUCAUCCUCAUCCUCGGCUGCUAUGGGCUCAUCGUGAAAGCUUUGAUUUACAAAGACCUGGACAACUCUCCUCUGAGGAGGAAGUCCAUUUACCUGGUCAUCAUCGUGCUGACGGUCUUUGCGGUGUCUUACCUUCCCUUCCACGUGAUGAAGACUUUGAACCUGAGGGCCAGGCUGGAUUUUCAGACUCCACAGAUGUGUGCCUUCAACGACAAGGUCUACGCCACCUACCAGGUGACGCGGGGGCUGGCCAGCCUCAACAGCUGCGUGGACCCUAUCCUCUACUUCCUGGCGGGUGACACCUUCCGCAGGCGGCUCUCCAGGGCCACCAGGAAGUCCUCCAGAAGGAGCGAGCAUCACGUGCAGUCCAAAAGCGAGGAGAUGACGCUCAACAUUUUGUCGGAGUACAAGCAGAACGGAGACACGAGCUUGUGAGGGCA